This is a messenger RNA of Dermacentor albipictus, 3140 nucleotides long. RefSeq lists its product as uncharacterized. NCBI's taxonomy places the organism in Eukaryota, Metazoa, Arthropoda, Arachnida, Ixodida, Ixodidae. The record is from RefSeq and is a predicted model, not a curated record.
AGGAGGGAAUGGGAAUGUGUGGCGGAGCGCAAGGGGCGCAAGCUACAUGGGUACAGGAACGUUAGUCUAGCCUCCGGAGCAGUCAGCUGCCGGCCCGUUGGCGCUCUGCCUCGCAUUUGCCGUUGUCUAGCCUUUCCCGACUGACACGGCAUGACGUUUGUAAGCAUCCAGUCAAUUAUACUAUGGUGUCGAAAUAGGUGAAUAAUCAUAAACGUUUCGGCCGUGGCUUUGUGAAGUACGUGAGCAUCGUUGACUGGCGUGAAAGAAGUCGACGGAUACAGCGUGCGUCUGCCUUCGGCAGUGAACAGGCUGCCGUUAGCACAGUUUCGGUAAAAUGAUUAAAGCGAAGUGCACGUGGAAGGUUCAAGGCGACCGUCCUGUGUCUGACGCAAUUGUAUACUUCGAAGACAAUGAAAAGUAAGUUCGACUGCUGUGCACCGUCCACUACAUUCCCUCGCUUUCGGCCCUGUGUGCGUGUCAUCUGCUGUGAAGCAAAGCAAGUGUUAUUAAAGAUCGAAUCAUUGACCUCGAAGAUGCAAUUUCUGCUGAAAAUUGUGUCCAGCUGGAAGCACCAGUAGAUGAUGAUGUCACUGGUAACUACAUUGUACCAGCCUGCCAAGUAUUCUUGUUCUGUGGUGAGACACAUCAGAUGAGCAGCGUGUCUAUUCUGUCCGAAGCAAGGGUCAUCGAAGUCUAUGGUUACCAUGGAGAAUACUUAAGCACCCUGAAAAAUGAACUUAUGGAGGAAGUGGAUGGCAUGUCUGUAUUUCGAGGCGACCUUAAACUUACAAGACCUUUGAAAGAAUGCUGCUUGAAAUUCAUCCCUCUGAAGUCUAAAGAUUCGAUGUGGCUGUAUGGAAUCAAAGUGGUGGUUCAGGAAAAACCAAGGCCAGACACACUACAGUUGUUUCCAACUUCAAUGCCUCUAAAAGAUGUUGAAGAGAGGCUAGAAGCUUCAGGGGCACAGCUGAGUGAGAAAGCCGAGAGCCUUAAGCGAAUGAUGGAACUAUUUCAGGGAACCACCGGUAUGCUGUCUGCAGCUGCGAUGUCACCUGUUUUUGCUGGCUUUUCAACAUUAUCACGUGGAGCACCGCAGCAAGUUCCAGAUGGCAUGGCACAGUUUUACAACAUGUUUCAAAAUGCUGGUCUGAAAUCACAAAUGCAGCCAACACCUACGAAGCAAGCACCCAAGCCUCCACUGGCUGCUGAGUCGGCUAGAGAGGCUGUGCUGCCAACACCAAGUGGAACCGGAGCUGUUGAGACUGGCCAGGAUGGGCUUCUUGCAGGCAUUCUAAAGCUUCUGGAGAAUCACACGGCCAAGCAACAACCUCAGUAUGAACCUCUACCACAGGCUGUAGCAAAGGAUAAAGUAAGUGGAUCAGAGUCAGCAUCCUUGGACAAGGAAUUUAUCCUGGAGCUUCUUGAGAAAUCUGGGGUUCUGAACAAGCAAACGGCCACUGUACUUCUUGCAGAAAUCAUUCAGAAAACUGGAGCCACAGUACAGCUAAACCAGUCACAUGGAGAUGCUGAAAAAAACUCUACCAAUGUUCCUGCUGAAGAUGUCACAGCAGGACAACCUGAAGUUGCAGCUGAAGAGACAAUACUCAAGGUGACAUCAAGGGCAAUUGGGACUGAUAACGAGCCAUCCAAGGAGGCUGGUUCACAGACUGAUCAGCCUGAACCUGCGCCAACAGCCAACCAAGAACCACAGCUGGUACCAGCAGCACUAACAAUGGAAACUCUUCAAAUGCAAAGGGAGGAAACGCGUGAUGUGGUCGGUGCCUUGUUUCAAGGUCUGCAAGAUCAGCUGCUGAAUCUUGUCGACCGACGCUUUGAAGAACUGAAAGUUGAAAUGGUCCAAAAACUGGACGGGAAAAUUCAAGAAAUGGAAGACCGUAUAAAUGCACGCUUCGAUGCCAUCAUAGAUGCUCUUCAGGGUCAAGAGGAGGACGAAGAAAUAUUUGAACAGCCUGAGGAAGGCUCUGUUUGAGAACGCUGCUUCAGUGCGCGCUUGUGUGUGGCUGUGUGUGGCUGUGUGCGAGGAUCGGAACUGCUUUAUUUAUUGUGGUGUGUUGGCGUUGUGGAUUGCCUAGUGUUGUACAAAAUGCUUCGUUUAAGCAGCUGGCCGAAGUUGCAUGACGAAGUUUAUUAGAAACACGCUCGCUAGUUUACCCGUAUUCUUGUAUGCACCGCCAACUUGGCACGUUUCCGCAUUUUGGUUGUCUCCUUGGUGUAGUGUAAUACGUUUGCUGAUGAUGGCGUGCCACCCUCUAGCAGUGCAACGUUUUCGGGUCAUUAAUUUUUUUUACCAAAGUAGCGCUAAAAUUUCACCUUAUUCUAUUAUAUUCACCUGGCGCUUUGGGCACAUGUUGGCCGGCUCGUGCUCAGUCUCUGAACGUCAUUGGCCUGUACACUUCUGGCGCUUUCGAGUGGACGAGGAGGAUCGAGCGUCUUUUAAUUUAAAAAAAUCUGGCAGACUCUAUCGACUCGGAUUCCAUUAACUCAAUUACUGCUAACAGUAGGUAUGGGCCCUCGACUCUUUAAUGCGCUCAGAAACUGCCACAUGAGUUAGAGAACACAUUUUAGGAGGCGGUCCCACGCUGUUCUGGAACCACAAGGGACGACACACAUCGUACGCGGUCAUGAUUAUUUUCUAGCUUAUUUGCGAUCAUCUGCCUGGUGUUUUCAGGCGGCCUUUAAUGGGUCCUCUUCGAGUUGCUGCAACAUAUUAAAGGGCCCCUCACCAAGCCUCAUUGCAAAUGUUGGUUGUAUACACUUGAAGUUAGUGAGACGCCGUCGAGGGAGCGUAUUCUUUCUUUUUUUUUCAAAUCGGUCCAUUAUUGGAGGGGGUAGAAGAAAUCGAACUGUGCGCUCCCACUUCGUCUCGACCAGCGAUCUCUAGCAGCGUUCCGCCCUUCCCUUCCACACCGGUGCCGAGGGAGCCGCGUCACGUUUGCUUCAUGAACCCCGUUGCUUUUUAAAGGGAUAAGCAUUAGAAUUCGCUGUGGAAAAAAGAUGUAUGAAGUGUGGGAAGCCAGUCACGGUGUGUGUGUGUGUGUGUGUGUGUGUGUGUGUGUGUGUGUGUGUGUGUGUGUGUGUGUGUGUGUGUGUGUGUGUGUGUGUGUGUGUGUGUGUGUGUG